AGGAAGGAAGGCGGGCGGGCGCGCGCGCGCUCGCGCCGAGGCGCCUCAGUUCAGGGGCGCCCACGGAGUAGCCGCCAUAUGCCGCGGCGGCGGCUCGCGUUUCCAUUGCCAGCCUCGCCGUCGCGGAGCGGCGGCAGCCCCCCGGCCUCCUCCCCGCGGCGGGCGCGGACGUAGCGUUUUUCAAUGGGAAGUUCUCACUUACUAAACAAGGGCUUGCCUCUAGAAAAAAGAAUUGAAGCAUUUGUUUUGAAAAAAGAAAAACACAUUUAAAGAAUUACAUGGACUUUGCAAACAGAUUUAAGAAAAUGAAAGUAAAAAUUUGAACGCCAUCCAGGCUACAGAGGUUGCAGUGGAUAAGAAGUUUAAAAGAUUUGGUUCAAGAUUACAGGAGGCUGCAAGAAAAAUUAAAGACAUGGAAAUGAGGAUGGAAUGACAGGCUGCUAUUUUGCCUCAGAAUACUGAAGAUUGUAAAGCAUUGAGAAAUCGAAUUCAUGACCCUGGAAAUCAAGCUCAGAUUAAGAAAUGUCAGGCAUUCGACCUCCGAUCAUGAAUGGGCCCAUGCACCCGCGCCCUUUGGUAGCAUUGCUGGAUGGCAGGGACUGUACAGUAGAAAUGCCUAUUCUGAAGGAUGUAGCCACAGUGGCGUUUUGUGAUGCUCAGUCUACACAAGAAAUUCACGAAAAGGUACUAAAUGAAGCAGUGGGUGCACUGAUGUAUCACACGAUCACUUUAACACGAGAAGACCUGGAGAAAUUUAAAGCACUUCGAAUAAUUGUCCGAAUUGGCAGCGGUUUUGAUAACAUUGACAUCAAAUCUGCUGGAGAUUUAGGAAUCGCAGUGUGUAAUGUGCCAGCUGCCUCUGUAGAAGAAACAGCAGAUUCUACCAUGUGCCACAUUCUGAACCUGUACAGGCGAACCACCUGGCUUCACCAGGCUCUGCGAGAAGGCACAAGAGUACAAAGCGUGGAACAGAUUCGGGAAGUGGCUUCUGGAGCUGCCAGGAUCAGAGGGGAGACCUUGGGCAUUAUUGGAUUAGGGCGUGUUGGGCAAGCAGUAGCACUACGUGCCAAAGCCUUUGGCUUCAGUGUGAUUUUCUAUGACCCAUACCUCUCAGAUGGCAUGGAGCGUGCUCUGGGACUGCAGCGGGUGAGCACUUUGCAGGACCUGCUGUUCCACAGUGACUGCGUUACCCUGCACUGCAACUUGAAUGAACACAAUCAUCAUCUUAUUAAUGACUUCACCAUAAAGCAGAUGAGACAAGGGGCUUUCCUGGUCAACACAGCUCGAGGUGGGUUAGUAGACGAAAAAGCACUUGCACAGGCCCUGAAGGAAGGAAGGAUACGAGGGGCAGCCUUAGAUGUACAUGAGUCAGAACCAUUCAGCUUUAGUCAGGGCCCCUUGAAGGAUGCACCAAACCUGAUCUGUACCCCACAUGCAGCCUGGUAUAGCGAACAAGCCUCCAUUGAGAUGCGGGAGGAAGCAGCGCGAGAGAUCCGAAGGGCGAUCACAGGUCGUAUUCCAGACAGCCUGAAAAACUGUGUUAACAAAGAUCAUUUGACUGCAGCUACACAUUGGGCCAGCAUGGAUCCCGGCGUUGUUCAUCCAGAGCUUAACGGUGCUGCAUACAGCAGGUAUCCCCCGGGCGUCGUAAGCGUGGCUUCCACUGGCAUACCUGCAGCAGUAGAAGGAAUAGUCCCCAACCCUAUGUCUUUAUCACACGGCCUCCCUGCUGUAGCCCACCCGCCCCAUGCUCCUUCCCCAGGCCAAACUGUCAAACCAGAAGCUGAUAGAGACCACCCAAGCGACCAAUUGUAGCCUACGAAAACAGCAUUCCCAGCAUCGCAGAUUUCAACUUCAGCGUGUGGAAAAACAAACAAACAAACACAACAAAACAAAACCCUGGAUUUUGAUUAAAGGCAAAACCCAUGAACUUACAGGAGGAGACGAUUAUUGGUUUAGAAACUGGUCCAAUAUACAGUAUAAAAGGAAAAGGUGGGAGACAAAAAAGAAGAUUUGGAAACAUUUUUUUCCUCCGUAUAAAUUGUAGUUUGUCCCUGUCCAGUGGACUGAUUCACUGUUUCUGUGUCCUAUGGGUUCUUUGUUAAGCAAGAGAAGUUAGUAGUUAAUUAUAUCAUGAAUGUACUUGUCUGUGUACAGUUUUUAGAACAUUAAAAAGGGUUUGUUUGCUUAGCUGUUGACAAGGAAAAAACAUAAGGGAGGCAUUCAACAAACCAAUUUUGAGAUUAAAAAGUCUUUCUUUUUAUAUUUUAAAACAUGCCCAAAAAUGAGGCAGUUGGCAAACUUCUCAGGACAAUGAAUUUUUCCCAUUUUUCUUUCUACGCCACACAGUGCAUUGUUUUUUCUACCUGCUUGUCUUAUUUUUUAGAAUAACUUAGUAAGCAAAAGAAAAACAGUUUCUCUUAAUUUUUGGCAUGAAUUUCCCUUAUUUCAAAGUGAAGACAACCGUGCAAAGAGAUUUUGAGGAAACAAACAAACAAACAAAACCCCAACCCCAAACAAAACAACAGAAUGAGGUUUUGUAUAAACGAGCAUUCUUGUGCUUUUGGUCACCAGUUACAAGUAUAUAUUAUUGGUGGUAAUGCAAAAAAGGCACUAGACUACUGAAAAGUAGCAGCAUUUCAUUGCCUACAUUGAUUCCUUCCUGGUAAUGUGGUAGGCUAGCAAUAUUUUUGGUUAAAAAAAAAAAAGAAACCAUGUUUGUGACUGUAACCAUUUGUAUGGAAUUAUUUUAAAGAAAUAAAAAUCCCAGACAAAUAUCACAACGUGUAAAAAAUUAUUAUUUUUUAUUUCUAGUAACUUGUUUAUUCAACUUUUAUUAGGUUCCUUAGCUGUAAUUUUUAAACAGGUGCUGUCAAGUUAUUUCCUUUCUAGCUUUACUUUGCUCUCUGUUGUUUGUAACACUGUCUUGGAAGCUUGAGAAAAAAAAAAGCCAAUAAAAAAAGAGUCCCCAGUUCUUUCCAUACCAUUUUUGCCUUUACAUUUCAUAAAUGUUGAUCUCUCUUUUAUUUUUUUUCUUCCCCUUUCCUGUGUUUCUAAUGGAGUUUGAGAUUAAGAUGGAUUUUGAUUUGUACAUCGGCACCGUCAGCUACGAUACGGUAACGUUGGCGUUGAUGCCAAGCACUGUGGGCAGAGCAGAGGAGGUACAACAGCAACACAACAGUAAUAAUAAUGAUAAUAAUAAACGUCUUUUGCCGAAGUCCAACA
Messenger RNA from Colius striatus (speckled mousebird), 3225 nucleotides. It is a transcript of the gene CTBP1, whose product is annotated as C-terminal binding protein 1. The transcript is spliced from 11 exons. Gene Ontology annotation, molecular function: transcription corepressor activity; NAD binding; oxidoreductase activity, acting on the CH-OH group of donors, NAD or NADP as acceptor. NCBI's taxonomy places the organism in Eukaryota, Metazoa, Chordata, Aves, Coliiformes, Coliidae. The record is from RefSeq and is a predicted model, not a curated record. Bases 523 to 1815 code for a protein of 430 amino acids.